AGUUUAGCUCCGGCCGUUUGGAUGAUUGGAAUGCUUUUUCGGGUAGCUCAUGAUUGGCAUCUGUUCCAUGCCAUCGAGUACAAGUCUGCAGGCAAAGUUGAUCCACCUCGGGACAGUAACAGUGAGGAAGGGUUUCACGUGUAACUCUUGGGGUGAACACCUGAGUUAAUUGACUCUCUCUGUAGCAGGUGACCAGAAUUGUUAGUGCAAGUGUUCAGAUGCAAAAAGAAAUGCAAAGAAAAAGGUGAAAAAUAGUGCAAAAUGUGGGGCUUUUUUGAAAGCCAAAUAAAGGAUUAAGCUGUACUUAGAAUAAAUUUACGUGAAGGAAAACUUGUGGAUUAAGCAUCCUUCGUCAGAAGUUCUCCAAAAUUGAAAAAAAGUGGCUCAAUGUUGAAUGUGCUACCAAGUGCUAUAGCAUCAGCAGAGCAUUCAUCCACAAAAUUGUGUAUAGUAAAUGUAGUGUAAUUCUUCUUCAGUCUAUAAUACGUAUAAAAUAGUGUAAAAGUGUAUAAGAUAAUCUUUCUGGAAUUUUGUACAUUUUUUGUCAUAAAGAUGCAAAGGAUAAAAAAAGCGCAAUUCUAAAUUAAAUUAAAAUCUUAUAGUAAUGCCCAGGGUAAUAUCCCAGUAAAUAAUUGUGUUAUAGCAAAUUUCGAUAGAAAAUCUUCAAUUUAAGUUAUCGUGUGUUGUGUGAGUGAAGUAUGUGGAUAAAUUAUAAAUUGCCGGUGUGAAGAAAAGCGCGCCAAAAUGACAGAGUUUGAGCGUCGAAUGCUAGAGUGGAGUGUAUCUAAUGGGAAAUUGAGCAGAUCUAAUAGUGCACGAGAACCAAAGCCCAUCCGGGGGCGAGAUACUGUCAAAACCAACGGAAAACCAUCGAAACGCGAGGUGUACUUCCUGUCGCCCUCAAAGAGGCGCCGACGCGACCAUUCACUCUCAAAGAGAGAUUCAUCAACACUCUCCCUCAGACAAUCAACCUUCCCCCGUGUCCUGCCAUCUCGAGCGAAUCCCGAAGGGAGGUCUGUGGCUGAGAGUCGUCUGGAUGCCGCUUUUGCUCCUCGACGUCACUCCACAGACAUCCAGAACGAUUCAAAUAUCGACACCAGCCUCAACUGCGACCAAAAUAUCUACUACUCUGACUCCAAUCGAUCCGUCACUCCUCAGUACAGCGAUUCCCAUCGGGGCACCAAAGCCACUCAGGCUGAUGCCCAGGGAUCUCUGAGACGAAGCAAGGGUCGAAGUAGUCAGUCCCUCUGCAGCUGUGACGCUGAGACUGAGAUUAUCCCUGAUCCUGACCGCCCAAUGUGUCAGUACGGUGUUGACGGGAAGAAAAGUCACACGUACACGUGUGAGCAAAAUGCACAAAUUCUCAUGCGGCUAGAACGAGAGAGGCAAGCUAAAUUGGGCUCCAAUGGAAAGAUGAAUACUCUCUUUGCGGACGUGGAUAUAAUCCCUCCACCACCACCACCAUUGAGGAGAAACCCUUCCUUCACCCGCCACUACCCAGCAACACUAAAGACUACGGUAAGCCCUCCCUCGAGCAAUGCCGAAGACAUCAAGAAGGGCGACUGCAGUGUCUCCCUCCUGAAUUGCGCCACUGCCAACAUCAGCUACGAGCUGAAGACCACAAAGCCUGACAUCUGCAAUUUCGGGGGAUCCGGUGUCACGAGGUCAGUGUCCACCAGCCAAUUAGGCUUCAUCGAUAAUCCUGCCUUUGAGCCAAGUGGGCUGGAUGACAAAGGUUGCCAGCAUUUCGAGGAAUCUGCAGUAGACACGACAUUCCAGAAGGAUGACGCCACAGUCUUCUUCUACCAUCAUGAACCGCCUCCACAUGCCCCAAAUUUCGACACCCUCGACUGUCCGGCAAAGUUCAAUACCAUCGGCCCACACAGUGGAGAAGCUUAUAAACUGAAACCUCCAAUAGAUCGGCAUCAUUCCAGCAGCUGCAAUUUGAGUUUUGGCCAUCCACAUGAUGGAUGCUACUUCUCAAAUUCCCUGACCAACUUUACACUUCUGCCUCCUGGUCAUCACAGGCCCUACACUCACUUUCUGGCCAGCAAUAUGGACACUUCCAAUGCCAUUGGUGGGUCGUACACCUCAACUCUGAGCUCAGGAACGCUGGGGAAGCAUCAACAUUCGGGAUCAAUGCCCUGGAGACACAGACAGUGCUCCAGCAGAGCAUCCAGUAGCUCAGGCACGAGUUCCACAAGAUGGGAUGUACCCUCAAGACAUUGGCUGGCUGUUACAUCGAUCCUACUAAUUGCCGGAGCUGCUGGAGUAGCUGUUCCACUUGCCCUUCGUGUCACAGCAGGAGCACCCCUUGAAGAGCGCUUAGAGGCAGCCACACAACUCCUCGAGGCUGUGCCUUUAAUCGACGGGCAUAAUGAUCUUCCUUGGAAUAUCCGGAAGUUUCUGCAUAAUCAGCUAAACGACUUCCACUUCGAUGAGGAUCUACGGAAUGUAAUGCCUUGGGCCAAAAGCACUUGGAGUCACACGGAUCUACCUCGAUUGCGAAAAGGACGUGUCUCUGCACAGUUUUGGGCAGCUUAUGUUCCCUGCGAAGCUCAAUAUCGGGAUGCUGUGCAAUUGACAUUGGAGCAAAUUGAUGUGAUCAAGAGACUGACAGAGAGAUAUUCACCUGAGUUGACAACAUGUGCUUCUGUGGCAGACAUCCUGGAGGCGCACAAGAACCAUCAAUUAUGCUCUCUGACCGGCGUCGAGGGCGGCCACUCUUUGGGGGGCUCCCUGGGCGUUCUGCGAACCCUCUACACGGUCGGAGUUCGCUACAUGACCCUCACCUCAACGUGCCACACGCCCUGGGCAGAUUCCAGCCAUGACAUCAAGCACGGUGGACUCACUGCCUUCGGAAAGACCAUCAUUCGAGAAAUGAAUCGCCUAGGGAUGAUUGUGGAUCUGUCUCAUGUAUCUGUGGGAACUGUACGAGAUGCACUGGCUGUUUCUGAUGCACCUGUGAUAUUUUCCCAUUCUUCCGCAUAUGAAAUUUGCAAUUCCAGCCGCAACGUUCAUGAUGACAUCCUUGUGGCUGUCGCCCGGAAUCGUGGUCUUGUCAUGGUGAAUUUCUACUCGAGAUUCCUCAGUUGCAGUGAAAAUGCAACUGUUCAUGAUGCUGUGGCACACAUCAAUCACAUAAAGCGUGUGGCUGGAAUCGAUCAUGUUGGACUCGGUGCUGGUUUCGAUGGGAUCAAUUACACCCCAAAAGGCCUGGAGGACGUGUCCACGUACCCAAUGCUCUUCGCCGAGCUGAUGGGCGACGGCUGGACGGCUGAGGAACUGACCAAAUUGGCUGGCCAGAACUUUCUGCGUGUGAUGAGUGAGGUGGAACGCGUGAGAGAUUCGCAGAAAACGGCCGGAGUGCGACCGUUCGAAGAGGUGCCCAAUUUUCGGUCAGAAGAUCCCUACAAUUGCACCUCGAGUUAGUAAAAUUCACGCCCGUGCACAAUCAAUAAUCUCCAAAUGCCUUGAAAAACCAGUAUUUUACUCGAUGGAUAAUAUUUACUGAAGUAGAAUAAAUAUGUCGACAGUUUUAGGCUCAUUUUUAAUACUUAUUGACACGUAUUGAGAAAUAAAAAUAGAAAAAUGUCUCUUAAAUAAAUUUUAAAAAUUAAUUAAGAAAACAUAUAGAUCAAUGACUAAGAAAAUAACACUUCUGACUAAUUGCCAUUUUUGUCUGUGAAAUCUUCCAAGAUAGAAAAAAAAGAAAAAAAAACACUCAAAUAUUUAAAUAAAUGUGACUAUUUGUUGUUUAAUAUUUGUUUUCAUCGCUGAAUAACAAAGAAAUAUAAAAGAAAAAUGGAAGAAUUGGCAAUUUUUCGGGAGUAUUUUGUAGAGUAAAGGUAAUUUAUAAUAAAUAUAAAUCAUUUUAGGUUGUUUCUUUUUAAUCCAAGGGAAAUAAACAUCAUAAAUUCAAGAUGUAUGUGAAUAUUUUAUACCUUAUUUCCACCGUUGUAAUAGCGACAAAUUUUCACAGAUAUAGAACUAAUUUAUUAUCUUUCAAAAUAAAAUUUAUAACAAUGCGAAUAUAUAAAUAUCGUUCACCCAAAAAGAAAAAAGAAAUAAAUAAAGACUUUUCACGAAAGAAGAAUCGUUCAACAUAUUUAUACACGUUGAAUUUCUAUUUGUUUUAUAAUAUUGAAUAAUGUGACGAAAAUUUGUUUUUUGGCACACAAAGAAAAAAUCACAAUAAAUGUGUUUAUAUAUAGUGAAAUAGAGAGAAUUCUAUGAAAUAUGGUUGUUUUCUUGAAUAAAAUGAAACUUAUAGGAAAGUAAAAUUGAAUUUUGUCGAGAACGAAAAAAUAAAACUCUUUUUCACAUGAAAAUCUCUAUAAUGUUAAUUGUCAAUCAUUGCUGAAAUAUAGGACCAAAAAAUGAGUAAAUUGUAAUUAAAUCACCACGGUUAAAAAAAAAAGGACGAAGCUUGAAAAAUUUUCAUUUGAAAAGAGAUUUGAGGAAAAAUAGAAUAAAAUUGUAAAAGUGUGCAAAAUUUAUUGACAUAUCAAUGAAUGAUGUGGACAAAGUGAGAAAAUGGAAAAAUCACUCAGAUAUUUUUUUUGUAAAUGUGCUACAUGGACAAUUCAAAAAUUUAAAUACUCAAUAGACUAUAAUUUUUUUUUUACGAAUAUUGAUCCGGCAUUAUAAAUGUUACUGAACCACUCAAAAAAAAUUUAUGAUGUUAUUCAUAUUUAAAAUCUCACAAUGAUUGAUUUUGGUUUUUUUUAUCACUUCAAAUUUUCAAAUGUAUCUCGAAAAUGUCGAAAAUUUAUUUGAUUCACAGAGUGAAAGAUUGUUGAAUAAAUAUAUAUAUAAAAUUGAUCGAA
Molecule: messenger RNA, 4829 nt
Organism: Phlebotomus papatasi
Lineage: Eukaryota; Metazoa; Arthropoda; Insecta; Diptera; Psychodidae
Exons: 12
Coding region: 745-3432 (895 amino acids)
Biological process (GO): proteolysis
Molecular function (GO): metallodipeptidase activity
Source: RefSeq, a predicted model, not a curated record